ACCCAAAAUUAAAUAGCUUCGGUUUUCGAUUCUAGGCUCAUGCCUUCCCUAUCCGGCAAUCCCUAUCCCUUUCCUGUCCUUCCAUUCUAAGUAAUACAUUCUAUACAAGUCGUCGACCGCCGCAAACUAGCUGAAACGAAGAUGGAGCUUGGCUUGGAAACUAUGGCGGCGGCAAUCGGCGUAUCGGUGCCGGUACUUCGGUUCCUUUUGUGUUUCGUGGCGACCAUUCCGGUGAGUUUUCUGUGGCGAUUUGUUCCGCGUACACUACCUAAACACGUCUACUCAGCUUUUUCAGGUGUCGUGCUUUCUUAUUUGUCGUUUGGGAUCUCUUCCAAUCUGCUUUUCUUGGUGCCCAUGCUCUUGGGUUAUGCUGCAAUGCUUCUUUAUCGGCCCAAGUGCGGGAUUAUCACAUUUUUCUUGAGUUUCGGUUAUUUGAUUGGCUGCCAUGUAUAUUACAUGAGUGGGGAUGCAUGGAAGGAAGGAGGCAUUGAUGCCACUGGAGCAUUGAUGGUGUUGACACUGAAAGUGAUUUCAUCUGCAAUAAAUUACAAUGAUGGGUUGUUGAAAGAGGAAGACUUACGCGAGGCUCAGAAGAAAUAUAGGUUGGUUAAGUUGCCUUCAUUGAUUGAAUAUUUUGGGUACUGCCUCUGCUGCGGCAGUCACUUUGCUGGUCCAGUUUUUGAGAUGAAGGACUACCUUGAGUGGACUGAAGGGAAGGGGAUUUGGGCUCCUUCAGAUAAAGGACUAUCACCAUCACCUUAUGGGGCAACUUUCCGAGCACUUGUACAAGCUGGUAUUUCCAUGGCAGUCUAUCUUUAUCUUGUUCCGUAUCAUCCCUUGUCACGGUUCAGUGAACCUGUAUACCAAGAAUGGGGAUUCUGGAGGAAGCUAAGUUUCCAGUAUAUGUCUGGCUUUACAGCACGAUGGAAAUAUUAUUUUAUCUGGUCAAUUUCAGAGGCAUCCAUUAUUAUAUCUGGCCUGGGUUUCAGUGGAUGGACAGAGUCUUCACCACCAAAACCAAAAUGGGAUCGUGCGAAAAAUGUUGACAUCCCAGGGGUUGAGUUAGCAAAGAGUGCAGUGGUGUUACCACUUGUCUGGAACAUACAAGUCAGCACCUGGCUUCGUCACUAUGUUUAUGAGAGACUUAUUACAAAGGGGAAGAAACCUGGUUUUUUCCAGUUGCUGGCCACACAGACUGUCAGUGCUGUUUGGCAUGGACUAUAUCCUGGGUACAUGCUUUUCUUUGUUCAGUCAGCUUUGAUGAUUGCUGGUUCAAGAGUUCUUUAUCGAUGGGAGCAAGCUACAAAUAUGGGUCUUGUGAAGAAAGCACUUGUCUUCAUCAACUUCGCUUACACACUGUUGAUUCUCAACUACUCCGCUGUUGGAUUUCUGGUAUUAAGUUUGCAUGAGUCACUUGCGUUGUAUGGGAGUGUGUAUUAUGUUGGAACCAUUCUUCCAAUAACAUUGAUUCUUCUUGGUUAUAUAAUACCUGCAAAGCCUGCCAGAUCUAAAGCUCGUAAACAACAGUGAGACUAAACCCACAUUUCUUUCCGCAGUGGGAUUUGUAACCUUUGGAAUUUGUCUAGCUUGUUUCAACCUUAUUUUAUCUUCAGAUUUUGGCUUACAAUUUGUAUGAAUCAAUUUCAAUCGUUUUUGGUUUAUCAUCUUUUUCUUUUGUUUAGCAA
Messenger RNA from Gossypium raimondii (Peruvian cotton), 1685 nucleotides. RefSeq names its product lysophospholipid acyltransferase 1. Gene Ontology annotation, molecular function: acyltransferase activity. Gene Ontology annotation, biological process: phospholipid biosynthetic process; triglyceride biosynthetic process; lipid modification. The transcript has 8 exons. Gene Ontology annotation, cellular component: membrane; endoplasmic reticulum. Lineage: Eukaryota; Viridiplantae; Streptophyta; Magnoliopsida; Malvales; Malvaceae. The record is from RefSeq and is a predicted model, not a curated record. The coding region runs from base 142 to 1530 and encodes 462 amino acids.